CACAAAACUCGAGUGGAAAGCUCUCAUCGAUUCUGCGAAGGAGGCACCUUGGUGACACUUCUUUGCCUAUCGAACAGCCCGAGAUGUUGGACGAUGAGUUUCUCAAAAAUUUACAUCAUGUUUUGCUUGAAAUCCACGUAGAAGAGGGUGUGAUGGUCUGUCCCAAUUGCAAUCACAACUAUCCCAUAUCAAAUGGCAUACCGAACAUGCUCCUUGCUGAGCAUGAAAUAGGUUAAUGCAGUUCGACCGUUGUGCGCCAAGUCCAACCACAAUUGGCGGUUUGGUUUG
Molecule: messenger RNA, 288 nt
Organism: Marasmius oreades (fairy-ring Marasmius)
Lineage: Eukaryota; Fungi; Basidiomycota; Agaricomycetes; Agaricales; Marasmiaceae
Exons: 4
Coding region: 84-236 (50 amino acids)
Biological process (GO): peptidyl-glutamine methylation; tRNA methylation; rRNA (guanine-N7)-methylation
Molecular function (GO): protein heterodimerization activity
Source: RefSeq, a predicted model, not a curated record